AAGCCCAAUGGCGAAAAGCCAGAUGAGUUCGAGUCUGGAAUAUCCCAGGCUCUCCUGGAGCUGGAGAUGAACUCAGACAUGAAGGCUCAGCUGAGGGAGCUGAACAUCACUGCAGCAAAGGAAAUUGAAGUUGGUGGUAGCAGGAAAGCCAUCAUCAUCUUUGUCCCCGUGCCCCAGCUGAAAUCUUUCCAGAAGAUUCAGGUGCGACUCGUGAGGGAGCUGGAAAAGAAGUUCAGCGGAAAACACGUGGUCUUCGUUGCACAGAGGAGAAUCCUGCCCAAACCAACCAGGAAAAGCCGUAUCAAGAAUAAGCAGAAGCGUCCCAGGAGCCGUACUCUGACUGCCGUGCACGAUGCCAUCCUUGAAGAUCUGGUCUUCCCCAGUGAGAUUGUUGGCAAGAGGAUCCGCGUGAAGCUGGACAGCAGUCGGCUCAUCAAGGUCCACCUUGAUAAGGCUCAGCAGAACAAUGUGGAACACAAAGUUGAGACCUUCUCCGGUGUCUACAAGAAGCUCACAGGCAAAGACGUUGUUUUUGAAUUCCCCGAAUUCCAACUGUAG
Oncorhynchus mykiss (rainbow trout) is the source of this 558-nucleotide messenger RNA. RefSeq names its product ribosomal protein S7. NCBI's taxonomy places the organism in Eukaryota, Metazoa, Chordata, Actinopteri, Salmoniformes, Salmonidae. Gene Ontology annotation, cellular component: cytosolic small ribosomal subunit; 90S preribosome; small-subunit processome. The record is from RefSeq and is marked provisional. Gene Ontology annotation, molecular function: structural constituent of ribosome. Gene Ontology annotation, biological process: ribosomal small subunit biogenesis; translation; rRNA processing.